GGACUUUCUUUUUAGUUAACUUGGUCGCGAAACGGCAAGGUAUCACACUCUGAGCAAAAUGGACAUCGGAAUACAAGGAUUUUUUAAGAAUAAAACAGUAUUUCUAACGGGAGCUACAGGAUUUUUAGGAAAAGUGGUAACCGAGAAACUACUGAGAACAUCGGAGGUUAGCCGGAUUUAUGCCCUGGUUAGACCCAAGCGCGGAGUGCCCAUCCAAGAACGUAUCGCAACCUGGGAAAAGGACCCGGUGUUCGAGGUGCUUCUGAGGACGAAGCCAGAUGCCCUGCAUCGCGUGUGCCCCAUCGCAGGAGAUUGUGCCGCACCCGAUUUGGGUAUCAGCGACCAUGAUCGAAGGAUCCUGGCCGCCGAGGUGCAUGUCGUUAUCCAUGGAGCUGCUACUGUGCGAUUCGACGAGGUCCUGCACUUGGCCGUGGCCAUCAAUGUUCGGGCUACCCGUCUGCUGCUCCAGUUGGCCAAGCAGAUGACCAACCUGGUUUCCUACGUUCACAUUUCCACUGCCUACUCGAACUGCGUGAUUCGUGACAUUGCAGAGCGCUUCUAUCCGGAGCACUUGAACUGCAGCUCGGCUAAUAUCCUGGCCCUGAACGAUCUGGUGUCCAAGGAGGUGCUGGACAAAAUGACCCCUGCCCUGUUGGGCUCCUAUCCCAACACCUAUACGUACACCAAGGCCUUGGCGGAGGACGUGAUCCUGCGGGAGGCCGGCAACCUGCCCCUGUGUGUCUACCGGCCGGCGAUCAUUAUGUCCACCUACAAGGAGCCCGUAAGCGGGUGGGUGGACAAUCUGUUUGGACCUAUGGCCCUUUGCUUUGGAGGAGCGCGCGGCAUUAUGCGGGUCACCAUGGUGGACCCCGAUGCCAAGAUCGGUAUAGUGCCGGCUGACUAUUGCGUCAAUGUAGCUUUGGCCUGUGCCUGGCGAACGGCGGAGAAAUCGGUGAAAAGUGGCAAAACCACGAGGCCGCCCAUUUACACCUUUGCGCCCAGCGAGAAAAACCUUGUGACCUUUGGCGAGUUCAUCUAUACAUCGGUUCAGUACCGCGACGUCAUUCCGCUGACCAAGAUGUUGUGGUAUCCGUUUGUCCUCUGCAUCACCAAAGCAUCCCUGUUUCCGCUGGCUGCCUUCCUCCUCCACACUCUUCCGGGCUAUUUCUUCGAUCUGCUGCUGCGUCUCAAGGGCCGGAAGCCCAUUCUGGUGAACCUCUACCGCAAGAUUCACAAGAACAUCGCUGUCCUGGGUCCAUUCUCCAACACCACUUGGCACUUUGACACGUCCAACACGAAGGAACUGAGGCAGGCCAUGUCCCAGGAUGACCUCCAACUGUUCGGCUUUGACAUGGCCCGCCUGGACUGGGGCGACUACUUCAAGACGGUCAUGUACGGAGUGCGACUGUAUAUUGGAAAGGAGCAGCCCACCGCUGAGUCCAUCGCCAAGGGUCUGAAGCUGGGGAAGCGUCUAAAGGUGCUACACUACACAUUCGUAUACUCGUUGAUCUCCGUUGCUGGCUACGCCCUGUGGUCUCUAGCCAAGCUCUUGGUCUAACAUCCCCCUAGGGAGUCGAGAAGUUGGAAGAGUCUUUGGAAUUCUAAGCUGUCUUAAUAUUUUAUGCUUAAAAUUAACGAGGUUAUAAAAAAGCAACAAAGAACGCAA
This is a messenger RNA of Drosophila biarmipes, 1666 nucleotides long. Its product is annotated as fatty acyl-CoA reductase wat. Gene Ontology annotation, molecular function: alcohol-forming very long-chain fatty acyl-CoA reductase (NADP+) activity. The coding region runs from base 59 to 1558 and encodes 499 amino acids. Gene Ontology annotation, cellular component: peroxisome. Lineage: Eukaryota; Metazoa; Arthropoda; Insecta; Diptera; Drosophilidae. The record is from RefSeq and is a predicted model, not a curated record. The transcript is spliced from 5 exons. Gene Ontology annotation, biological process: long-chain fatty-acyl-CoA metabolic process.